Messenger RNA from Prorocentrum cordatum, 2493 nucleotides. The record is from the annotation of a GenBank genome assembly. Lineage: Eukaryota; Dinophyceae; Prorocentrales; Prorocentraceae.
UCCUCAUCAUCUCUCUCGCCAGCAUCGUCGGUGUGCCCAGUAUCCCCCUGGAAAGCAUUGAGCAAGCAUAGUCGUCAUCGGAUCAACGUUCCGGAACCAUUUCGACACAAGCCAUGUUGGGCUAAACCCAUUAGGUUCCAUGUGUUAAACCAUGCGUUGGCAUCGUUUAUUUUGUUGUUAUUGCAUUGUGGUAUGUCUUCAUUGGGUUCGCGUCUCUUGUCUCGUCAUUAGCGAAGGGCCUUUCCACCACCAGGACCAAUCCCUUGACAUUGAAGUUGAUUUGUUCGACUCACUUGAGGGUUUUGAGCGGUACAGGAGUGAAUCGUGGGACACGAGGGUUGCGAUACCCACAUCCAUCGAAGAUCGCAUCAAGGCAUUCAUUGCCAAUCGCACGCUUGGCAAACGAGCACUGCCUGUGGUCAACGAUACGACGCCGAAUUAUGAUAAAGCGUAUUUCCUCCACAUCCCCAAGACGGGAGGGCAUUCUUUCGACACCGAUGGCAGAGAGAUAUUCCGAAGCAUGAAUCAGGGAGAGACGUGCUUUUCGGAAGUCGCAUCUGAGACUUUGGUCACUUUCUUUAGGGAUCCACAGCUGCACGUGGUGUCGCAGUAUUGGCACUGUGUGGGAGCGGGAUUCUCCGUCCCAGGCUUAGGGAAGUGGGCUAACGAAUGGGCAAAGUUUAUGAAGUCGGAGCCCUUACAUAAUAUGACAGACAAGCACAGGAAGGAGCAGAUGCGAUAUCCGUGCUUCAACCCCAUCAACAAGCAGACCCAGAAAAUGACAUGUGUACAGCAAGAUAGGUAUCCAGAUGUGAUCGAUGUGGACCUGGCGAUUAGAAACAUGAACAGCGUGCACUUUGUUGGCCUCCUCGAACUGUAUCGAAAGUCUCUUUGUGUAUUUCAUGCCAAGACGUCUGGGAAGAUGCCCAGCUCUUGCGAUUGCCGGCGCCGGGACGAGGCUGGAUUCUGGCACCACAAUUUCGGAUUCAAUCAUCACCGUUUGCCGAAAAAUGAGUCGAUUUUGAAGGAUCUUGACGCGCUCACACAGGCUGACCGCGCGUUGUAUGACGCUGCCUCGGCUCGUUUCAUGCAGGACCUUCGAGAGGUGGAGAUGCGGCACGGCGUGGAGAUCUUGUGCAUGCCCUAAGGACAAGACAGCGCACGUCCCGUGAAGAUCAUCGAAGCAGAAAGCAUUGCAUAACCAUUAAUUGUCAGAGCUCCGUGCGGAUUUAAUGGAUCUGUGUUGGGAUCCCUUUGCGGCGACUCCAGCGCCGCCCGUGGCGCGCUACGCGCACCAGGAAGGGGGUCCAGCGCCGAUCCAAUAAAUUCGCGGGGGCCUCCGAAAGUUUGUACAAUCGUUUUCGUGUUCUUCCUCUGUGUGCAUCGCCCGCUUCCCAUUCCUCAGCUGGUCUGUAGGGCGGUACUGAUUUGCGUGAGGCGUAGGGCCAUGGUGUGUCGGCCAUCACCACACCACCCUCACAGUGGGGAAUAGGCCCCGCAAGACCCUAAGGGAGCAGCAUUUGUGAUGUCCAGGGCUCCGCCCACCCCCAAAGCUAAUGGAACAUGCGGGGAAUCCUGGGAUUUGUGUCUAUUGCUUUGUGUACCCUUGGGCCCCCUUCAAUGAUUGGGUGCGCCCCGGGGCCUCGCGGAAGGUCGUCGCGAAGGGCAUCAUCUUGUUCCUUUUGUUCUUCUUGCGCCUCUUCUUCCUCCUGCUCCUCCUCCUCCUUCUCCGCCUCCUCCUCCUCCUCCUCGCCAGCGGCGCUGAGAGCUGAUAGUAUCCCGCAGGUCGCGUAGCGCAUCCGCAUGAGUGCCCAAACGAUUGCCUGCUAUGCAAGCCGCGUCGAGCCGUUUGCUCGCCUGCUGCCAGCACGCCUGGCACUCCGCUCAAUGAAGAGCCCGGCUGCUCUGGCGCCUCAGCCUCGAGCGCCCGCGCACCGUGCAGGAGGGGUGCGAUUCCAGAAGACUCGCCCUCUUCCGCCUCGCUUCCGCUCUGUCUCUUACGCCCGCCCCGCCGCAUCCGCUUUUCUCAAAAUAGGGCCUUUGGCUAAUUGAGUUACGAUCUCUGCCGCGCAGAGCGAGAAAGCAUUACCAGUGGUAAUCUUCCAUAUCCCAAGAAGAUGGAUUGGGGCUCCUUCUCGUUUCAGUGGGCUGGUAAAUGUCGGCGCCUCCGCAACCAGUGCCAGUGUGGCAUUUACGAUCAUGAUCUGUUUUACUUGGCGCCCUCCAGCUUCGAGUUGCACUUGCUCAUGACCUGAUUGCGUUGCUGAGAACAGUUGGCUGCGUGAACCGCAUGUGAUAGGUGCCGCGAGAUUUACACAUUUCACAUUUGCGGGUUCCCCCCCCGCACACGCACAUGUGUUCUGGGCGACUGCUUGCGCGAGAGAAUUGCUAGCAAGAGCGGGGCCAAGCCGGCAAAGAGUAGAGACCCGUGUCUGAAAACACACGUCAUAGCCCAGACCAGCCCCCUGUUCGUUUAUCUUUUCCCUUUCUUAC